Corvus hawaiiensis (hawaiian crow) is the source of this 5962-nucleotide messenger RNA. RefSeq names its product dopamine receptor D2 (gene DRD2). Gene Ontology annotation, cellular component: glutamatergic synapse; presynaptic membrane. Lineage: Eukaryota; Metazoa; Chordata; Aves; Passeriformes; Corvidae. The coding region runs from base 1092 to 2423 and encodes 443 amino acids. Gene Ontology annotation, biological process: adenylate cyclase-inhibiting dopamine receptor signaling pathway; adenylate cyclase-activating adrenergic receptor signaling pathway. The transcript is spliced from 8 exons. The record is from RefSeq and is a predicted model, not a curated record. Gene Ontology annotation, molecular function: G protein-coupled receptor activity; dopamine neurotransmitter receptor activity, coupled via Gi/Go.
GCUGCACCGGAGGUUUACAAGCUGUUAACAGCGGGAACAACACCUACAGCCCGCUUCCUCACACGGAAAUUCCUGCUCUCCGUGCUGGCGGGCCACUCCAUGCUUUCCCUGCCAUGCCAGCAGCUGAGCACACGCGGGGACAGCGCUAACCUUGGAGCUCCGAGGGUGCCAGCGCUCCAGGAGCAUCCCCGGCCGAGCAUCCCCGGCGCUCACCUGGGAGUGCCUGCGCGGGGCAGGGCAGCCCGCGGGGAAGGGCUGGUCCCCCCCGAGGGGUUCCUGGGGGUGGGAACCCUUCUCGCUCCUCUCUCCGGGGCUGCGGUGGGAGCGGCUGAGCCCCGCCAGCCCCCCCGGCCCCGGGCCCGCGCUCCGCCCGGCGCUGUCCCGGUGCCGGGGCCGGUCCCGGUCCCGCAUCCCCGGGGCUGGAGCCGCCCAUCCCCGCCGGGGUGAGUCCGUGGGAUUCGGGGGAGGAAACUUCGCCCCCUCCCCUCCCCUCCCCUCCCCGCAGCAGCAGCAGCAGCAGCAGCAGCAGCAGCGGGCGAGGCAGAGAGGGAAGCGCUGCGGGAAUUCGCAUCCCGCGGCCGGAGAAGGGAGCUGGAGUGGAAACAGGUUGUUGGGAUCUCUCCGUGGGAGGAAGGGGCGGCUCUGCUCAGCCGCUAGCCAAGCCUGGGCUCUGGGAAAUGGAGACGGAGCUGCUGCCUUGCCAGCCGGCGGUGUGCUGAAGGAGAUGGACAGCGAAUUGCUGCGGGAGAGCCUGGCCCCGGGAUCGCCUCUUCCCAGGAUGCUGAGCCACUUCCCGAGCUCCUGAAGUUCCAGCGGUCGCUGGCUCAGCCCGGGGUUAACCACGGCAAGUUCCACCUGCACCACUCCCAGCUGGCAGGGGUCAGGCAGGUGAUUUUCUUUCUUUUUGCUCCUCUGCUUGUGCGUGAAUGCUGAAUACCAAAAAGUCUGCCUGAAAGCCUGGGAGAGCUUGAGAAAAGCCACGGUGGAGAGUUGUGGUGUUUUGGAUAUAUUUGGCACACAGUACUCACACCUCUGCUCGAGGGAUUCAUAUGGCUUGAAGGGUGGAGCUGGCACCUGGCACUUGGACCCCCAUGGAUCCCCUCAACCUCUCGUGGUACGACAGGGACAGGAACUGGAGCCGGGCCCUGAACGCGUCGGACGCGGCGCAGAAGCCGCACUACAACUACUACGCCGUGCUGCUCACCCUCCUCAUCUUCGUCAUCGUCUUUGGCAACGUCCUGGUGUGCAUGGCAGUGUCCAGGGAGAGAGCCCUGCAGACCACCACCAACUACCUGAUCGUCAGCCUGGCCGUGGCAGACCUGCUGGUGGCCACGCUGGUCAUGCCCUGGGUGGUCUACCUGGAGGUGGUCGGGGAGUGGCGCUUCAGUCGCAUCCACUGUGAUAUCUUUGUCACCCUGGACGUCAUGAUGUGCACUGCCAGCAUCCUCAACCUCUGUGCCAUCAGCAUCGACAGGUACACAGCCGUGGCCAUGCCCAUGCUCUACAACACCCGCUACAGCUCCAAGCGCAGGGUCACCGUCAUGAUCGCCGUGGUCUGGGUGCUCUCCUUUGCCAUCUCCUGCCCGCUCCUCUUCGGCCUCAACAACACAGAUGAGAAAGAGUGCAUCAUUGCCAACCCUGCCUUCGUGGUGUACUCCUCCAUCGUGUCCUUCUACGUGCCCUUCAUCGUCACCCUGCUGGUCUAUGUGCAGAUCUACAUCGUGCUGCGGCGGCGCAGGAAGCGCGUCAGCACCAAGCGCAGCAGCCACGUGCUGGACUCGGACACGCAGGCCCCCCUGAAGGACAAAUGCACUCAUCCAGAAGACGUCAAGCUCUGCACAGUUAUUGUGAAGUCCAAUGGGAGCUUCCAAGUUAAUAAGCGCAAAGUGGAGGCAGAGAGUCACAUAGAAGAGAUGGAAAUGGAGAUGGUGUCCAGUACCAGUCCCCCUGAGAAAACGGCCCUCAAACCCACAGCACCAAGUAACCACCAGUUGAUUGUGCCAGUUGCUUCUAAUCGGGGCAACAACUCUACCCUGCAGGCACCCCUGAACAGCCCUGGGAAGGUGGAGAAGAAUGGCCAUGCCAAAGAAUCCCACCACACAGCCAAGGUCUUCGAGAUCCACUCCCUGCCCAACGGCAAGACGAGGAACUUGCUCAAGGCCGUGAUCAGGAGGAAACUGUCCCAGCAGAAGGAGAAGAAAGCCACCCAGAUGCUGGCCAUCGUGCUCGGUGUUUUCAUCAUCUGCUGGCUCCCCUUCUUCAUCACUCACAUCCUGAACAUGCACUGCGACUGCAACAUCCCGCCGGCCAUGUACAGCGCCUUCACGUGGCUCGGCUACGUCAACAGCGCUGUCAACCCGAUUAUCUACACCACCUUCAACAUCGAGUUCCGCAAGGCUUUCAUGAAGAUCCUCCACUGCUAAAAGUCACAAACAGCAUCCGCAUUUUUUUAGGAACGGAGGGGGAAGAGGAAGCGACGCCAUUCACGCACAGCAGGGCAGCCUGGGAGGGGGCUGGAGCUCUUGAGUUGGGCACCACUCAGUGCCCAAGCACCUUGUGGGGAUGGAGCGAGGUGGGAGGGUCUCUCACCCCGCUGGGUGACCUCUGGACCAGUCCCAAGGGCGCUUUUCAGAGCCACCCUCACGCUGUGUUGGAAGUGGAAGUGCAAAAAUUGAGGCGUUCUUGCUCGGUUCUCGCCCGUGGCCACCCGGCCUGGAGUGCACUGGACACAGAGUGGCCACGGGGCCGCGAGGAGGUAGCGCUGGGUCAUCGGCACAACUCUCACCAAAGACAAGGCCACCCUUCCCUCUUGGCAGCAGGGGCCAGACAGGGCCUGUGGAAGCUCCGUGCAAUAGCUUUGCCUUCACCUCGAGCUGGCUCACCCGGUGUUUAACUGCUGAAGCCUUCAGAAAUUAAACAAAAACCAACCCAAAAACUUUCAGAGGUCCCCAAGUGGGUCGAGAAGGUUCUGCCACCCACAGACCCAAGCCCUGCAGCAGCGUGGGCCUACAAGCCACAGGUGGAAGGGAGAAGGGGGCAUCAAUCUCACGCCAAACCACUGCAUUGGUGUAAAUAGGAAUAGGAUGGAUUUUGGAGCCCAAGCCAAAAAAUAAAAAAGAGAUGGAGAGAGAAACUCAAGGAGCAGAACCUUGUCUUGCAUGGUGUACAUCCAACAGGACCCCCUCAUCUCUCAUCAGCGAUUUCUGCCCACCAGCAUCUCAUCUCCAGGCUCUGCCCAGGGGUGACGCUCCGGGGAGGGGUGGCGGCGUGGUGAAUGUACAGACACGAGGACACUGUGCCAGGGAGGCCCCUGCAGCCCCAGGGGCACCCUGAGCACGCCAGCCAGGUCAGGGCUGGUUCUUCUCACCUAAGUCAGGGACCCCAAGGAGCACCUCGGGUCUGCUUUGCCUCUGUCUCUCCACAGAGAGUGCAGAAUAACAUUGUGCCUAAUUUAAAUCAACAGUCAAGGAGAUAAAACUGUGCAUUUUGGAAAAAGCCAGAAUAAAAACCCAAGAAAGCCCCUACCUGGGCCAGCUCCUGAGUCCAAGCUGGACUCUGGAAAGGUCUGGAUGUUUCCAGCAUCCUUUACUCUCUGCUAUCUAUUUUUCCAUGGAUUCUAAGAAUUGAAACCCCAUUAGAGCCUCAUUUCACCAUGCUGAAUCUGGCACUGCCAAACCCACGCUGUGCUUGCUACUUGUACUCAGUUCACACGAUAUUUUGCAAUAUCUCUGUAAAUAAAACACAGCAAGGUGAAUAAAACCAUGUGGAAAUAGGUCUGGCUAGAAAUUCCUGCAGGAUGUGGAGCAGCAGAGGGUUGCAAUAGCCAUAAGCAGGGGCAGGCUCCCAGGGUGCAGUUUCCUGCUGUUUUCUAAAGGAGUAAAAACACAAUUGGGAGAGCAAUAGAAUCCCUUUUUUCUCUAUGCAGUUUGUGGAAUAGCCACUCAGUUUCUGCUUCAGAUGAGGUUGAAGAUCUGCCAGGGUUUCCUUCAAUUCCCUGGAUUUCCUGUAUUGCUAACAGCACUGUCCUGUGCUGCUAGGAUGUGUUCCAGCUCUGAUUCAGGAAGAGAUUAUGCCAAGCAGCUCUAACACGUAAUCUCAGCUGUUUUCUAAAAUUGAAGCAGCAGUCCCACCUUAAUCCACAGGUUUCUGUUCUAAACCUGGCAUUCCUAGAAUGGGCUGGUAUCCGGGGGAUCUGAUAGUCAGCCCACAGCCUUGUGUAACAUUUGAACCUGGCUCUUCAUAGCUAAAAACAUCCAAAUUGGGAGCACCAACUUGAGAGAUCUCAGGCACACAUGAGCUGUUCCUUUUCCCCCCAGCUUUAACCAAACGAAUUCACUCAGAGAUGGGAAUCAACUUGGACUCCUACCCCAAUAUUUACAGAAUGAUGCAAAGUCAGGAGGGUUUUGGGCAGAAAGAUAGCAACAAGCUACUGGUCCAUUUUCCAACUUAUUGACAAGCAGAAAGAUCCAUUUGACUUAGGGAAUUAACAGGUGGGAGCUGAACCAAAAUAGUAAAUAUUCCAUAUAUAGACAAAAAAGCUUUAAGGCAUUUGGAAGUUGCCACGGGUGAUGUUUGGCCUGUACUAAAACCUGGUGUGAGCCCUCAGGAUAAGUGGAAUGUGAAUAAUAUCUUAACUUGGGGCUGUAAUUUCACUUUGUGUCCAGUGUUAACCCAAGGAGAAUCCUCAUCUCCAGUGCUGUGUACCUUGCUCCCAAAUUUUUUCUUCUGAAUUUAGAAGCAGAACCUUACAGCUCAACCCACCUGAACCACUACCUGAAAAACUUCCAAAAAAUGUCAUGGAGGAAAAAAAGCUGCUGGAAAAGGGCCCAUGUCCUUCAUGUGCUGCCAGCUUGGGCCAAAAAUCCCCAGGUAUCAUUUCCCAGAGCUUCAGUGUUCGCUGUGAGGAAUUACCUGCAGCCCAUCGUUCAUCCCCAGGACAUUUUAAGCUGCUCCUUCCUAACACUCCCGGCUAAAGUGUGGGAAUGUGAAUAUCCCCAGUGCCCUUGGGAAGGUGGCAAUGCUAGCUCUGGCCAUCUCUGCAGCAGGUUUUCCUUCCCCAUAAAACUCCUGCACUUCCAGACAACAAAUAAAGCACUUUGCACCCUGAACUGAGCCUGCAGAACCCUUUUGGAGACAGCACCAAAACUCAUCCUCACCUCUGGCUUUCCAAGGAAUAAAGCAAGGCCAAGAGCAAGGACAGUCUGUGCUGACACAACGAGAACCAGUGGCUGGGAUGGAACCUGUUUGUAGGAGCUCCUCAGAACCCAUCACGAGUCAGCUGCACCCCGGAGGACUCGGAGGCCUCUCGCCCACAGGUCUGAGCCUGGCAAAUCCAGACCUCACUGUUCCUUCCACUCGGAAAAAAAAAACCCUCUGCUUCCCCAAAGACUUCUGCUGGCAGGACGUGCUGGUGGUGGGAAGGGUUCAGAGCUGUUUUCUAAAAACACCUUAACGAGAAGAUUUCAUUUCUUUGUUCCUCAAGAACUUCAGAGCCUUGCUCUAGCUCCUCUUUUGUGAUUCAUUAUUUAUAAUUGAAGCUUUAGUUCUGCUUAUUGAGUCUUCCUGUUUCUGCUUUCCCUCCCUGUGAUUCCCAGCUUGCUGCAGCCCUGGGUGGGGCUCUCUGCACCCCCAAACAGGUUUGAAUUAAAAGCCAGUGAAUUCUGCCUGCACUGUAUUUGCUGCUUGCCUGCUUGCUCCCACUCCACAGAACUGUUAAUCUUCCUGGCUGAAGAGUAAAUUCACUCCAGUAGGUCUAACCAGCUUAUCCAAUCCUGCUGAAAUAAUAAUAAUAAAAAAAGGAAAACAGGAAAAAUAAAGCCACUACCUCUUGUGGUGAAAAUCCCCAGUGCAAACACGACUCCGCAGGGAGUCAGGAAUGUAUAAAAUGCCCAUCACAGGUACAUGUGGCACCAACCAAUGUCUUCAUGCAGCACUGUAAUUAAAUAGAGACUUGCACAAGCCA